CGCCUCUGCAGUUCCAGAGCAACCUGCUGGGGGAUCCAAACAUACACCACCUAUUCCUUACGUCACAAGCUAUCUGCCACCAAAAAAACAAGACCAUAGCACAUCCAGGUCAAAAGAUACAGCCUCCCUGAUCAGAAGAUGCAACGGGCCCGGUGCCCAUCUCCACUUCAAAUCCCUGGGCCACACAUAGGUGCAAGCACUACAGCAGGGAACUAGUCCACUGGUAGUGUAGUGUGUUUAGCUUCCAUAGUCUUCCUCUUAACAGAGAAAAAAUAUGUACCAUUUUUAGAGUUUUUGGUAUGACCUGGCUAAAGCAUCCAAUCUUCCUUGGUGGUCUCCCAUCCAAGCACUGACCCGAUUGCACGUUGCUUAACUUCCGAGUUCAAUGGAUCGGGUGUAUCAACGCGCCACUCCAAAUUUUGCAGAACCGUUUUCUUACAUAUUUUUUGACUUUAUUAAGAUUCUCAUCAUUUCGGUGCCUUGUACUGUGUAUGUCUGUAUAAUCAGAAUAGAGUGUGUUGGUGAAAUAUCAGUGCCUUGAUGUAUUUGUUUAAUAUUGGUUAACAGUAUUUGUUGGAUCACUUUGGUCCGGUUGAAAGGAAGAAAAAGUGAAUCCUGGCAUUUACAAAGUGUUAACUCUUUUCAGUAAAAGAAAAUUAUGGAUGAGGCAUUUCUUAUAUAGAACAAAUCAUGCCAAGAAGUUGACUUCAUUGAUAGUUGUUUGUAGCUAAUUUCUAUUUCAUGAUAUGUAACACAAUAAAUAUCACAAACAAAACGAGAUAUUGCUUUUGGUCUGUGUGUUUUAUUUGUCCUGAUGUGUCCGCAGUUACGUAUUUCAAUAUUGAAGAGUGACAGGGCGUGAGGCAGAAAAUCGUGUAACUGGGUUGACGUUCGGGUUGUUAAUUUAACAAAGGGAUUAGCAUGUCCAGAACACAGUAUAUCAAAACCGGAAGCUCUGCUGCAAUUCCAAGGAAAGUUGCUAGACGGUCCAUAGUGGGACUUUUCCCAUACUUGCUUUGCUGACACCUACCAACAUACCGCAUAUAUAACUAUGCACAUGUUUAAACAAAAUCAAUACUGUAGGGCAUUUGUGCUAAUUUUAGAAUAUCGUAUAUUCAGAGCAAUCGUGAUACGUGCAAUGUAAGCAAAAAUACCUCCGCCCCUAAAGCGUCGCCAAUAAAAGUGAUGCUCAGUACAUCUAAGAAAAUUCUUGGAUAAUUCUAGAAGGGUGGCUCACCCCGGAAGCAUGAAUGACGCUUUAUUAUGGGGAAUGCGCCAUAUGAAUGCUAGUUCUUAAUAACAUUUUUCUCGAACUGAACGCCCACACUGAUGAUUGACAUAUCAUAUUAUGACAAACGGGAUCUUGUCAUUUCAUCCAGCACUUGCUGGUGAAAGGAGGCUGCUUCAUCCCUUCUGUUUCUUUCCACCCCAGAAUAAUCCGUUAACUUUAGAACACUCACCGUUGAUUAUCAGUAGACCAAAAUGACAUGAAGAUGGCAGAUGAAGACCAGUUUUCAGAUUGGAAACUUUCCCUAUCCGAGGGUUCGACGUCUCUGGGUCUUCAGACUUUAUAUCUCAUCCUCAGCCUGGUGGUGGCUGUGGGGUGUGGCCUGCUGCUUAUCUACUUGGUCUGCAAGAAGGACUAUCUCCCAAAGCCAUGUAACUAUCUUCGAUGCAGCCUGUCAAUGUACGACAUCAUUUUCGUGUGCUGUAUGAUUCCUACGGAGAUCUACAUACUUCUCCAGGCAGACGACAGCAACAGCCAGACAGCAUGUUGGGUGCAGAAACAACUGUUUCGAUGGAUAGGACUAGCUUUGGGUAGCACGUACCUACUGAUGGCAUACGAACUGUAUCAAUUCAUCUGCCACCCCCUGCACUACCACCAGAGAGUCACCACCAAGCGUGUGGGCAUCAGCAUGCUCGUCGUCCUGGCCUUUUCCUCGCUGUUGCGAGUCGUGUUCAUCAUCCUCGAAGUACCUUCGAAUCCCGACACUCCAUCGCACUGUGGUUUUCAGGCUGUUGACACCACUGGCCCAGCAGUUGUCAUCAAAAACAUCAUGACAGUGGUGCUUGCCAUGGAAUUCCUCGCCAUCUUCGUUUUCUACUUCCUCAUCUUCAGGGAGGCUAGAAAACAACAGGAGAGGGAUGAAAACCGAAACCUGUGGCUCUACCAGACCAGGGCCUUCAAAACCAUGGCACCUCAUGCCAUAAGCCUAGCUGUGUGGGUUGGACCACGGUGUUCCUGACAGUAAUGAGUCGUCAGAGUGCACUCACAAAACAAGAGGCAUCCUUUUCACUGGACCUCACCACACGGAUAGCUGUAUUGCUUCAGAUAACACUGCCGCCUCUGGUCAACGCCAUAGUCUACAGUUUCCAGAGGCCAGAGUUCCGAAGAGCCCUGAAGGAGACGUUUGGCUGGUCAAGUAAUGCUCCUGUGGCUCUGGCACCACCACGGCAUGAUCCACCGGGGCAGGACUUGGAGAUGGCUGUCUUAAGUGGGCCUGACCAUGGACAAGGGGGAUCUACAAUACAAGUGGCAGAGGCACCACCGUCUUCAAGGCUGAUACAGAUGGACGAAGACUCCUCCAGGACAACCCGUCACACUACAAAAACUGGAAGCAACACAGGUGGAGCUAACCGUGCUUCUAAGACGACGCAGACAGACGGCACCUCUCCUACACCAUCUCUCCAGCUAUCAGACGUACAGCCAGGGCAUGGACCUCUUCUAAAGAGCAAGGAUUGAAGAAAGGAAGCGCAUCCGCUAAACAUCCCACAACCUUCACUGUAUGAGCAGACAUACACAGAAAACCAAUACCGCCUCUCAACGAUCAUGAACAGGAAACGGCAAUAACCCUUCAACACCACAGCUUCACUCUACCGGCAAUAUCUACAUAACACAACACGGAGGAAAACGGACACCAAUCCUCAAGCAGCACACAAUGAGGAGUCUGACCUGGACACCAUCUGUCUUCAAGAGAACGGCACCCCUGUCCAACAUAAAGCAAUGGACAAACCACCUCCAAAGAUGGCCUGGCACAAUCCUGGACACAACAGUCGACCCUGAAGUGUGCAAGGACAACCAGAUCCAAAGUAGUAAGUACAACUACUACGACAUACUUACAGAAUGCGGUAACUGAGAAAGAAACAGUGGACUGACAGUGUCAUAAGAUGACAGACAUGCAUAUGCCCAUGAAAGUGAGAGAGACACAGUCAUCUGAAUGUAAGUACAUCGCACCACGCCACAUCUGCAUGGACUUUGAUGGACUGACGGAUGUCGAUGGUGAUGUUGGUAGCUAUAAGCAUAUCAUAUCUUCUUUAUUCUACAGUUCAUGCAAUGAUUGAUAGUUAUACAGGUAUCCAACUAAGAGCAAUGACUGGCUAUAGUUUUGGUCCUGACUAAAUACAUACCACAGAUGUAGGGGUACAAUAUAUCUUUUUUUUUCGUAUAGGUCAAGAAUAUUGUUUUAUUGAGUGUUUGGCAAUUUUCCGGUCUAAAAUUUAUAUUUUGGGUCCAUGUGUCCUGGUAUUAAACUAAAUGGCCUUAAAUUUGGCAUGGUAAUAACCUGGACAUAUCAUAUGCCCCCAGAGCUUCAUUUAUGUCUUUGGCGCACACCACUCUAAAAUGAUCUAAUUUUGUGAUGUUCUCACCAAAUAUACAUGUAUGUAUUACGGGCCCAUGUACAUGCCA
This is a messenger RNA of Branchiostoma floridae (Florida lancelet), 3688 nucleotides long. Its product is annotated as olfactory receptor 50-like. Bases 1488 to 2246 code for a protein of 252 amino acids. Lineage: Eukaryota; Metazoa; Chordata; Leptocardii; Amphioxiformes; Branchiostomatidae. The record is from RefSeq and is a predicted model, not a curated record. The transcript has a single exon. Gene Ontology annotation, cellular component: membrane. Gene Ontology annotation, molecular function: G protein-coupled receptor activity. Gene Ontology annotation, biological process: G protein-coupled receptor signaling pathway.